AUGAACCAAGAACUAACAUCCCAAGAGGACAAUGGAUUGAGAAAUCACUUACCCAGCUUGAAUGAAGAUGAACUGGAAAGGGUUAUUUUCGCCACUUGGUUCAAAGGUACCCCUUUUGCCAGUCAUCGCCGUAAAUCAUUGGUAAAAAUAGUCGUGCGAAAUGGUAUCAGGCUCAAUCCGUUCCGUAAAAGUAUAAUAAAGAUUAAAAAUCGAUAUGGAAGGAAACUUGCUUGCUUGACAUUUGACGAUAGGUUAAAUUUAGCGCGUUUACCAGGCACAUUAAAGUACGAUACAUCAAAACUUGGCAAACAUUACAUAGGUAAAAUAAUCAAUCUGCUAGACUCAAAAUCCACCACUAGUGUUUACAAUAACACUAUUAACAGCCUCAAUUUGUUAGGGUUAAAUACCGCAUUAAAUACUUCGAAUCAAAGUUACGAUUCUACUAUGGAUGACUCGAGUUGGGUUAGUGUCACAGAAAGUGAUAAAGAGGUACAGGAUUCAAAAGACAAAUCUCUAGCUCAAUCACUAGCGGGUAUUGUUAAUAAUCACUUGAUCCACUCAUUUUCGCUACUGGGCAAAGACAUAUUUGAAUCCCUGCCCAACGUUUCAAAACAAUUAAUUAACGCCAAAAGAGAGGGCUCUGUAGCCCCUCCCCCCCUAGUUUACAUUGGCAAUGGGUACUACAAACCGAGUAGGAUAAUAAAACCUUGCUAUGCCAUGUCUAUCGAUAAUUUACAUCGUUGGUAUUUGAUGACUAGAACACCCAAUAAUAUAAAUGCAAUUAUUGACAAUGAGGAAAUAACCAAUUCUCUAGUGUCCAAUGUCUACUAUCCUUUUGGGAAUACUGAUGGGCCCUUGUCUGUUGAUGAACUGGGCUGCGACUUUUCAAUCCAAUUUGUACACCCCUCUAUACGCAAACAUUUGUUUACGGCUAAUGAUCCUUCCUACUUUUACUUGUUUCAGGAAUCAAUCAGUAAAUCUGAAACUUCAUUCUUAGCUAGAGCAUUGUUAUCCGCUGAAAGAUACAGGAAGAAAUCAAAGAUAAACGAGAAAGAACUUCAAACAGUUGAGAACGAUAAUUUGAACCACGAGGAUCCAGAUUCCAUUUGGUCUCUUGUAACCGAGAUGACGGAUUCAAAUGACCACCCUAAAAGCAUGACAAUGCCCUACUCCGAUGCCUUUAUCGGUAUUUCCAUGUGCCCAGGUGGAUUCUUCAUCCCUUACCACCUGGGCGUUUUGUCAUUAUUCUCCGAACACAAUGUUGUUAACAUUACUACGCCCCUGGCUGGAUCCUCAGCGGGAGCCAUAGCUGCUGUAUCUGCUGGUAUGGGUGCAAACUUCUACCAAAUGAUGAAUAUAACAGAGGGCAUUAUUGAAAAUUUGCGCCUCCAUGGCAUUAAACAUCGCCUCAAUCAGGCACUAUAUCAGAUUUUAAGUGCUACAAUGCCUUCUGAUAGCCCGGAGUUUCUAAACAAUCGAAUUGGAUCCAUUACUUGUUGCUGUACAUUAAUGACCCCGAUUCCCAAAGCUAUGUACACUAGUGAAUACUAUGAUAAACAGGAUCUUAUCCAGUGUAUAGUUGCGAGUUCUAACAUACCAAUGUAUUCUGGGAAAUCUCCGACCGUCAAGUUUAGGGGAGCUAAUUGUAUUGACGGUCUGUUUAGCUCCAGACGAUGUUUUGGUUCACCUCCUACGGGAUCAAAGCGUGAUAUUGUGAUAUCUUCAUUCCAUGCCCUAAAAUUUGGAAUCAUCACGGGUCUCAACGAUUGUGUUUCGCCUCAUUUGGCAGGACUAGACAGCCUCAUUGAGCAAUAUCUGAAGCUAAAGUCUCUGCAGAAAAGAUUUCUGUGCAUAAAAUAUAAUUUGCGUUCCGAUUAUGACGAAUGGAAGGCCUUUGUACAAGAAGCACAUAUGUUAUACAAACGCAUUUCUGAUAGAUGCGACGAUUUGGAUAUGGAGAGGGAUAUCGAGUUACAGACGCAUGAUCUGAUCGUUUUGACUAAGCAUAUGUCACGCGGGCAAAUUAGGCUGUUCAAACAAGUGUUACAGGACUCACAAAUGGUAAUCAAACUCAAUUUGUCAUAUAACGUCUUUAUGGACUUUAGGAAUAAGAUUGCAGGCAAUCCACUCACUAGUGAUGCAAUUAGGCAGUUUGUAGCAAGAUUCGGCCUAGAAGAGUGGCUAUCACUUGAAAUAGAGCGAUUAAAUGGGACUAAAAUUAUGGAAGAGUUAUCAUUGUCUGAAACUGACCCUUCUCAGGCCCAAUUUACCUCCGUCUCUGUCUCUGAGGAUAAUGAUUCACACGUUGAGAAUGAAUAUUACAAGGGCUUUGAUGCAUACGCUGGACAAAUCGAAAGCAUUGAUUGCCAAGUGUCCAAUCCAUAUGAAUCAGUGGAUGAGCAGUAUAGCAAAAUUGAUACUCUGAGUAAAUCGGAAUCGAUCGCCACGGUCGCUAGCAAUUUGAGACGGAAAAUUAAGAAAUUGAGGAUGAUUAUCAAGUGUAUAUCAAGUUUUCUUUGUUUUGUGUUCCCACCUAAUAAAUUGAGCUAUUACUACACCAAUUCUUGUACAAUGUUGUCUCAUGAAAUGUCACCUUCACAAAUCUACAAUUUCGCUUUAAAGGGCAGUUCUCUUGAGGAUGUGCGUCAAAUGUUUGACCAGGGUCGUGCUGACGCCUUCCGCUGGAUAAUCCUAGAAUACAUACUGCUCGAGAACUACUUAUACCAGAAGCUGGGAACGUAUAAUCGCGAAUUAGAGGGAUUAAAUGAUCGACUGAUCCGCCUAGUUGGUCCCAGCGAAUUUGAAGCGUUCAGCGACCUGGGCCAAUCCAUAAAUGCCGAUGCGACUUGUAAGUGCGAGACUAGUAUUGACUGCAAGCGGUGUAAGAAGGGCACUAGUAAUAAGACUUACCGAAGGCCUUUGUUCAAUAAUUCCAAUAAAAAACACAAUAGGGAGUCUAACAAUAUUCUAAAGGAGCAAAUUAAUUACAUAAAUAAUGUACUGGGGCCACCCGAUGACUUUGAGAAAAUCAUUGGGGAUGGUGACUGUGGCAAAUGUGACAAUGCAAGUCCCGAUAAAUAUGUCACAGCAAAAUAUGAAGGCGAAUUUAAGCCAUCAGAUAUAGCUAACAACACUCCUAAUCGUGUCACUACUGAGGGUUCAAACCACAGCCAAGAUAAGGCUGCCAUGGACUAUCUGUUUAAGAGACAGAACUGCAUAAUAAAGCAAACAAUCCGACUAAAUAUUUUAAAGGACUCGGAUUUUAUGCAUAUAUUGACUCACACGGGCCACUGGAUAAAUUCCGCUGAAUCGUCUUGUAUUAUCUAG
This is a messenger RNA of Babesia microti strain RI, 3327 nucleotides long. RefSeq names its product conserved Plasmodium protein, unknown function. Gene Ontology annotation, biological process: lipid homeostasis; triglyceride catabolic process. The record is from RefSeq and is a predicted model, not a curated record. Gene Ontology annotation, molecular function: triacylglycerol lipase activity. The coding region runs from base 1 to 3327 and encodes 1108 amino acids. The transcript has 3 exons. Lineage: Eukaryota; Apicomplexa; Aconoidasida; Piroplasmida; Babesiidae. Gene Ontology annotation, cellular component: cytoplasm; lipid droplet; membrane.